AUGUCCGAGAGCAAUGAUGACCACGCCAUCCUCAAACUCACGCCCAACGAAAAGGCAGCCUAUUCCCACCUCUUCUCCCUCGCCGACAGCGACUCCCUCGGCGUCGUAACCGGCGAGCGCGCCGUCUCCUUCUUCGAGAAGACCCAUGUGCCCGCGCCAGUACUGGGCGAGAUAUGGCAAAUUGCCGAUACCGAGAACCGCGGCCUCCUCACUAAGCCAGGCUUUUGCAUGGUCGUGCGCCUUAUCGGCUGGUGGCAGAACGGACAGCAGCAGCCCAGUGCAGAGCUGGCCUUCAAGCCCGCUCCCAUACCCAAGUUCGACGGCAUAGCAUUGCCGACCGCCCCGCAGCAGCAGCCGCAGAGCCCGACCGGGGGAGCUUUCCCUGCCAACGCGCUGCAACCGCAGUUAUCAGGGCAGAGCGCAGGAGGUGGACCUAUCCGCGUUCCAGCGCUCGAUCCUGGCAAAGUGCAGCAGUAUUCUGGCUUGUUUGAGAGAUCAGGUGCGCAGAAUGGCAUUCUCGAUGGCGGCACGGCGAAAAGCAUAUUCGAGCGAGCAGGUCUACCAAACGAAGUACUAGGAAGAAUAUGGAUGCUUUCGGACCGCGAGCAGAGGGGCGGCUUGGACCAAACAGAGUUCAUCGUGGCAAUGCAUUUGCUUACGAGCAUGAAGACGAGGGCCAUGACGAGUCUGCCGACCGCGGUACCACAAGGGCUCUGGGAUGCGGCUCUGAGAAGAGGACAGCGACCUCCCAGCAGGCAGAUGUCAGCUGCUGGAGCUGUGCCGAGACAAUUCACUGGUGGAUCUAUGCAACAGAGGACACAGAGCCCGCUGGCGAGAGGGCCUGAUUACUCAUCCCAGGCCCUACAAGCUCAGUCGACUGGCGCACACUGGCUCGUCACGCAGCAAGAGAAGGGCCAGUUCGAUCAGUUCUUCUCUCGCAUCAAUCCAUCACCUACCGGCCUCAUCAGCGGCGAGCAAGCCGUCAACUUCUUUUCCAACUCGAACCUAUCGGAAGACACGCUUGCCCAGAUCUGGGAUCUCUCGGACAUUGAUAGCGAUGGCCAGCUCAGCCGGGAUGAGUUCGCAGUGGCGAUGUAUCUCAUCAAACAGCAACGCCUGCCGAAUGCAGCACCACUACCCGCCUUUCUGCCUCCAGCCUUGGUGCCACCGAGCAUGCGAAACCAACAGCAGCAACAGCAAGCAGCUCAGACUGCUCCGCCGCCACCGCAGGUUGUUCCACCGCCACAGAAGAUGUCCGCGGCAGAUGACUUGUUCGGCCUCGACUCUUCGCCCACGCAGUCUCAGUCGCAGCCAGCCGCACUCCAACCUCAGUCCACAGGUGCCUCUGCCACCGCAUCUCGAGAUCCUUUCUCUGGCACAUCAGCUCCUGGUAGUCCAGGCUCGCCAGCACGCUUCCAGCAGCCCCAGUCUACGGGCAGCAUGUUCAAGCCGUUUGUACCUACUUCGGCUUUCGGCACAAGCCUGGUGCAGCAAAAUACUGGAGCUUCAUCCAAUACAUCAUCGCAGCCGCAAGCAUUCUCACCCUCCCAAUCACAGGGUCCUUCGGCAAGCUUCAUGCAGCCCCAGAACCAGCAGCGCGGACCUGGUGCUCCUAUGCCUAGCAACAUGGACGACCUACUUGGCGACAGCGAUGCCCAUGCCGAGGAGAGUAGCAGGAUCACCAACGAUACGACGGAGCUUGCGAACAUGAGCAGUCAAAUUGGCAACCUACGAAAUCAGAUGGAGUCGACUCAAGCGAAGAAAUCGGCGACGCAAGCAGACGUCGACAAGACAAACGCGCAGAAGCGCGACCUCGAGCAGCGGUUACAGCAGUUCAGAGGGCAGUACGAGACGGAAGUCAAGGCCGUGAAGGAGUUGGAGGCUCAACUGACCUCUUCCCGGUCCGAAACGAAGAGGCUGGGGCAGGAACUUGCGAUGCUCGAAGGAACGUAUCAAGAUCUAUCGACGCAACAUCAGAGUGUGAGCCAGCAGUUGCAAGCGGAUCAGCAGGAGAAUGCAAAUUUGAAACAGCGCAUGUCGCAGCUCAAUGCUGAGGUCUCGCGGAUGAAGCCGGAGAUCGAGAAGAUGAAGCUGGAUGCGAGGCAGCAGAGAGGAAUGGUCAGCAUCAACAAGAAGCAAAUGUCCACCAACGAGGCUGAGCGCGAUCGACUGGUGAGUGAGAAGGCAGAUCUCGAGCGGGAAGCUGCAGAAAUGGCAAGAAGUCGAACGGUCAGCCCGGAGCCGGCCAUGGCGAGCCAGGCUAGCAACGUGGGGAGUCCAGCUGCAAGCAUGGCGUCCACGAACCCGUUCUUUAACAAAGCGAGUACUGGCCCUGCAAGCCCACCUCCGGCGGCUUCUUCUGGCCCGACUCCCAGCGCGUUCGAUCAGCUGUUUGGCCCAUCAUCCGCCUUCGCACCGAGUGGGCAGGCAGGCAGCAGGGCAGAAACGCCACCUGCUACCUCUUUCAUUGGACGAUCUAUGCCAGCUGCAGGUGCAACGGCCGGAAGCACCGCCUUUGGUGCUAGUGCAGCUACCGCUAGCAUGGGCAUGACGGACUCAGUGUCUUCCGCCGGCGAAGCUACUCCUGCUGCCACUCCUCCACCUCGCUCAGUCGACCCGACGGGAGAGGCUUUUUUAGGGACGCCAGCUCCGGAUUCGGCUGAGCCUGAGAGGGUUGCUUCGCCUCCUCCGCCGCCGGAGAGUCGUCAGUUCACUCCGACCAACUUGCCACUCGGUGGUGGCGUUGUGGGACAAAGUGAUCCAGAUGCGGCCAGCACGCGAGUCAUGCCGCCAGCUUCGAGAGCCGGAGACGCUGAGCCAGAGCGCGAAAUGGUGCCUGGUGCAUUCCCUAGUGAAGAAGCCCAGCCAACUGUCGACGCACAAGAGCUCUCAGGAUCUACUAAACCGAGCACUCAGGCCGGAACACCUGCUCCAGGUACAACGAGUGGCAACGUCAACGACGACUUUGAUGCUGCGUUCGCUGGCUUUGGCGAGAGUGACAAGGCUAAGGACGGCGCUGAAGAUGAGGAUCCAUUCGCAUCAAAGGACCAGCAGGCUCCGCCAACAAGAGGCUUCAAUGACGAGUUCCCGCCUAUUCAGAGCUUGGAGCUAGACAAUGAAAGUGAUAGCUCAAGUGAUGACGACGAUGAAGACAAAUCCAAAGAUAGAGGCUUUGGGGACGAUUUUGCAGCUCCAUCAACAACGCAGCAAAGCGGUCUCGACACCUCGGCUGCCACGACUUCGUCGGCGGCACCGGGCUCGUUGGCAGCGCCGGAACCAGCGAACGAUGAAAUCCCUACACCUGGCGAAGAGUUGCCGGACAUCUCGAAGCAGACCUCACCGCCUACGUACGAGCAGAGCGACAACGUCCUCCAUGGCGGGACUGGCGAAAGGAGUGGCAGCAACUCGUUUCCACGCGAGUAUGGAGAUCUGCUCCCAUCCAGAGAAGAUCCUACCAGUCCUCCACCGCCCACCACCUCGCCGCCGGUCGAGACUACGUCAGCGACGUUUUCGGACGACAGCGUAACACCGCCUGCAGGCGACUCCGCUCCACAGAGCACCGCACCAGAAGAGACAGUGUCGCGGCCACCACCAAGAGUCUCAAGCUUGCAGCAGGGUAGCUACAGCAGUGCGUCAGGACAACAACCUCUGGCUACCCCCGGCACAGAUAUCUUCGUGGACGCCUCUAGUCGGCCGAUGAGCAGUGUUACCGAUGCUGGCGUGCCAACUUCUUCGCCUCCUACUGCUCAGUCUUCGAGCAACGCCUUUGACGACUUCGAUGACUUCGCCGACCUUUCGGAAACCAAAGAAGCUGACAAGAACGCUGAGUCCUUCGACUUUGGGUUCGGCGGUCGGCAGAGUGUUGACGAAUUCAACCCCGCCUUCGACAGUCCUGCUCCAAGCAAUGCCGCCACACCAAUACCCGCGACGAGAAGUGUGCAACAGAGUCAAGACAGCGGGAACGGCUUCGCUGACUUCAUGCCGAAUGUCAGUCAAAGUGCGAUUGGGCAGAGUGGAAGCGGUGGUGAGGGUACUGGGAGCAUCCAACAGACGCCGCAAGCAUCACAGCAUGACUGGGAUGCCAUUUUCUCUGGGCUCGACAAUUCGAAGGACAUUGAUACCUCGUUUCCCAGCAAUGGCGCAGCAACGACAAACGAUGAUCCGUGGUCUACAGUGAACGGCAGUUCUACCACGAACAGCUCCGCGGCUGCAGCUCCGUCCAGUUCGGCUGCUACUCAACAAGUCUUCCAGCCACCGCCUGGUCCUCCGCCAGGCAAAGCUCCACUCGGUGCGGAUCGAGGUGGUGCUAUCACGCCGGGUACUGAGCACGAUGAUCCAAUCUUGAAGCGGUUGACGGGCAUGGGGUAUGCGCGAGGGCAGGCACUCAAUGCAUUGGAGAUGUAUGAUUAUGAUAUCAAUAAGGCCGUCGACCAUUUAGCCGGUCAACUUCAGCUCUCGCCUUGUCGUCUCGAUCAGGAAAGGGAUGCGCCAGCCAUCGUCGCACAACGUUUCACUGAGCUUUACGGCUCAAGGGUACCAAGAUCUCCAAGACUUCAGCAACAUUGGGUAGAAGAGACGGCUCUCUGCUCCAUCGAACGCCCUCCCGUCCUGAUCACACCCAACGCCAACUCCACCAUGAGCUCCGACAACAAGAUCAUCUUCUACGACAUUGCGUCAAACGAACCAGCCAGGACCUUCGCACCCAAUCCAUGGAAGAGUCGUUUUGCCCUCAACUUCAAAGGCCUCGCAUACCGCACACAAUGGGUUGACCUCCCAGACAUCUGCUCCGUACGGCAAGAACUAGGCGUAGGCGCCAACCGCACUCUACCCAACGGCGAACCAUUCCAUACCCUGCCCAUGAUCAAGGACCAUUCAACCGGUAAUUUGGUGGGAGACUCCUUCGAGAUCGCCCUGCACCUUGACAGAACUUAUCCGGACGCCCCUCGUCUCAUUCUCCCGAACACUACGGGAUUGACAGCGGCGUUCAACAACCGAAUCGACAGCAUCUUCACACCCUACGCCAUCCUCGUCGAUCAGAUGCCCUUUCGCGAACCGGAAGCAGCGAAAGCCGUCAUGCUCAAGCGCUUCGGCGCGACGUCCUGGGACGAUUUGAAGCUCAGCCCUGACGCGCGGGAAGCCACUUUCCUCGCCUUCGAGGCCGCGCUCGGCGAGCUUGCCAAAGCGUAUCAGCACAUGGGCGGCACGACUGAUCAUGUCUGGCGAGCAGGCGGGACGGACAAGGCGAUGAGUCAACGUUCGGGGCGGGAGGAGGUUGGGCCGUGGUUGGAUGGGGAGGGCCCGGUGUAUGCGGAUUUCGUUGUUGGGGCGUGGUUGAAGAUGCUGGAGAUGGGAAUGGCAAUGGAGGAGUGGGAGAGGGUUAGGGGCUGGCAGGGUGGGUUGUGGGGGAGGAUUGUGGAUGCUUUGGAGCCGUGGUGUGAGAUCAAGUAA
Messenger RNA from Saxophila tyrrhenica, 5448 nucleotides. RefSeq lists its product as uncharacterized. Gene Ontology annotation, cellular component: cytoplasm; plasma membrane. Gene Ontology annotation, biological process: endocytosis; endosomal transport. NCBI's taxonomy places the organism in Eukaryota, Fungi, Ascomycota, Dothideomycetes, Mycosphaerellales, Extremaceae. The transcript has 4 exons. Gene Ontology annotation, molecular function: protein binding; calcium ion binding. The record is from RefSeq and is a predicted model, not a curated record. Bases 1 to 5448 code for a protein of 1815 amino acids.